UUCAAGGCUUUUUUUUUAAGAGGCAGAUGCUUGGUUGCUUGUGGUGGUUAUUAUGCUUUGGCUAACAGCUUGGGUGUUCCUUAAAGGCCCGCAUAUGGGGGAUCACUUCCCAAAGCCUUGGGCGCACUGGCUAAUGGGUCAGAGGGCCCACCUGGAGGGAGGUCGCUGCUGCUGGGUGGCGCUCUGCAAAGGCAGUUUGACAGGUUGGCUGAGCCUCGCUGCUUCCUGGCUUAUGGUGUCGGAGCCACGAUUUGCUGCCCUCACUGAUACAGAGCUCAGAUUGUGAACCCCAAAACUGAGCCAAAACAAACUCCCUUGCUCCCUAAGUGGCUCCUUUUGGGUGUUAUGGCAACCAAAAGCUGACUACCACAGAGGGCAGGAGAGGUAGCUAGGAGCUAAGGAGUCUGUGAAAGUUAGGGCUGGCUCCUUCAUGCUCUCAACCCUGAGACAGGAGUGGGUAGCACCCAAUACUUGACUUUUCAUAGUGCUUCUGAUUUUCACAUCAGGGGUAGAAAAUGGAGCGUGGGUUCAACAGAGGCUAUGAAACUGGCUCAUCUAGGUCCAGGAUCCUGAGAGGCACAUGGAUACCUGAGGCAUUUCUCUGAUAAGGGGCCAGGAGCUUGCGUGGGUGAUAGUGGGUGGGAUAGAUUUUCAGCUCCUAAAGGGAUUUCAGUAUUCUUUGCACCCACAUCUGCUUACUUCUUCCACCAGGGUUUCCUGCAGAGUGAGGAGAGGAGAGGUGCCUAGGUCUGAUCGGAAGUGCUGUGGUCUUGUCCCCCAGGCUGCAGGCUCUGCCGGAUGGUGCCCACACGCCUCUUCCUAGCAGCCGUGCUGCUUCAGGCCCAGACUCUGCCACCGGAAGCUUCCCAGUACUGCUGUAGCCUUGAGUACUGGAACCCAGACAACAGGUGCUGCAGCAGCUGCCUGUGGCGUUUUGGGCCGCCCUGCCCUGAUCAGGAGUUUUCUACAAACUGUGGGUACAAUGACGUCGGAGAUAUGGAAACGUAUCCAUUCAAGAAGUGUCCUCCUGGCCAGUGCAACCCAGACCGCGAGGAGCUCUGCAGGCCCUGUGGCACUGGGACCCCAGCCCUCACAUUGGCCAGGAGCUGUAACAGAACCCAGCAGCGCUGCAAAGAGAGGCCCAUUGGUAUAAAUCGCUGCUCAGCGACUAGGAUACUGAACCACCCAAACCACAGUAGCUCCUAUGAGCCCAGCUUACCAGCAACUGAUAGUCUGUCGUGGACCACCAACAGCAACAUCUCUCCACCAAACUUUGUCCUGCCCUUGGUGCUGGUUCCACUCCUGCUUGUGACCUUCUCAGUGAUUCUGCUUGCUCUGUGGAGGCAUCGGCUACCCAAGGGAGAAGCCACUGCCAACACUGGCUCGGUUCAUGGAAGACCCAACACCUAUGGCCUCUCCUGGCCCUUCUCCACAGGCACCCUGGUGCUAUCUGGGGUAGGGAGCACAGGGGUGGCACACUCUUUGCAGAGACACGUGAGCAGAGAGCUGCCAAACCUGGCUUCCCAGCCCCUGUCCUGCCUUUUGGAAGAGCUCGAGGUGCUGGAGGAGCUGAUUUUGCUGUUGGACCCUGAGCCCGGACCAGGUGGGAGCGGGACCUGUGGUACCACUAGACACCUAGCUGCAAGAUACGGGCUGCCUGCCACCUGGUCUACCUUUGCCUACUCACUGCGGCCCAGCCGGUCACCACUGCGGGCCCUGAUAGAGACGGUGGUGGCCAGGGAGCCAGGCGCCUCUCUGGGCCAGUUUGGUUCAUACCUGGCCCAGAUUGGGCGGGCAGAUGCACUGCAGGUACUCUCCAGGCUUACUGGACCUACUCUAUUCAAUAAAAACGAAAACUUUGUUUGA
This is a messenger RNA of Ochotona princeps (American pika), 1866 nucleotides long. RefSeq names its product IGF like family receptor 1 (gene IGFLR1). The transcript is spliced from 4 exons. Bases 799 to 1866 code for a protein of 355 amino acids. NCBI's taxonomy places the organism in Eukaryota, Metazoa, Chordata, Mammalia, Lagomorpha, Ochotonidae. The record is from RefSeq and is a predicted model, not a curated record.